This is a messenger RNA of Nymphaea colorata (pocket water lily), 2887 nucleotides long. RefSeq names its product pentatricopeptide repeat-containing protein At3g62890-like. Gene Ontology annotation, molecular function: zinc ion binding; RNA binding; protein binding. The transcript has a single exon. The record is from RefSeq and is a predicted model, not a curated record. Lineage: Eukaryota; Viridiplantae; Streptophyta; Magnoliopsida; Nymphaeales; Nymphaeaceae. Gene Ontology annotation, biological process: RNA modification. Bases 830 to 2716 code for a protein of 628 amino acids.
CAUUGCAUUUUUAAGAACUUAUUUGGUAAUCUUGUCCAUUUGCACUGUUCAUUGGAACUCAUGUACGCCUAGCCAAAGAAAAGAAAAAGGGAAAAAGAAAUACUUGCGUGAAGUUGUCAUAGGUUGAAAUUAUCCCUGUUAAGUGUAGUUUCCCUGCCUUUACAAGCCCAAGUCGAUCCCGUCGGUUAGGAGGUCUUGAUGAAUUUGAAGAUGGAACUUUGCAACUCCAGUCUUCACUCCAGUGCGAGCCUCAACGAGUCCCAGCUCUUUCCUUAUCUGAAGUGAGGCCGGGCAUAAUGACUUUAAAAUGCUUGGUGUUGGGGUGAGUAGUGGGUACACCAGUCUUGCGAGAGGAAAACCACAAUCCAGGUUUUUCAAGGAUUACACAGAUGAACGCAGUAAAGCAAAACUUUUUCUUCAUCGAGGAGAAUUGAGUUCUAAUCUCUGCAAUCUUGGCAACCUUCACAAAAUCUGUUUUUCUACUCUCAAAUAACCCGAUCGACAAUUGCGUACUUAAACUGAAAUCACAUGAAAUUGGGUUUGGUUUGCAAUUUCAUAAAACCGACUGUGUUCUUUGUGCAACCGUUUUCGCGUCAGAAUCUGGGUAGGAUCUUAUGACUUCGCUAGUUGUUUUGGUUAAGCCCAAGUAGAACACUAACAGUUUGGUUUGUCCGCGUGACCUGGAUCUGUAAGCGUUUCCUCCUCCUAGCCUGGAAUUGAACUUUGAGAGCGAGAGAAGAGAAAGGCUAGAGAGGGCAUGUCCGCCACAAUUGACCUCGGAAAUUUAGACAACUUUGUUCCCCGGUGCCGAUGAUAAUGAGAAGGGCUAAUGAUCAUCGGCAAGUCCCUGCCACGUUCGCCAAACUUUGUCAGGUCCCGGCUCUUGUCCCUAAUACAAGAAUGCGAGACUAUGCGCGAGGCACGUCAAAUUCAAUCUCACCUAAUCACCGCCGGCAUGUCCGACGACGUGUUCCUCGCGAGCCGCCUUCUCUUCUUCUGCGCCGUAUCAGACGCCGGCAACCUUGACUACGCGACCUUGCUUUUCAGGCGAAUUGGCGAUCCUAAUCUCUUCUUGUGGAACACGAUGAUACGCGGUCACGCCAUCAAGCGACGCAGCGGCGAAGAGAGCAAUCCCACUAACGCUAUAAGCUUAUACAAGCAACUGCUUGCGGCCGGGUUCUUGCCGGAUGAGUGCACGUUUCCCUUCGUGCUGAAAAGCUGCGGUAAGGUCCUUGCCUUGGAAACCGGGAGGAACGUGCACGGGCACAUUGUGAAAACUGGUCUGCUUCGAUGUAACGCCCAUGUUGCGAAUGCACUACUCAGUUUUUACGCGUCUUGUGGGGACCUCGAGCGCGCACGAAAAGCGUUCGAUGAAAUUCCUGUACCGGAUGUGGUCUCACAGAACGUCAUGAUUGGUGGGUAUUUGAGAAUGGGUGCUUUGGAUAUGGCCAAGCAAUUAUUCGCUGGUAUGAGUGAGAGAAACUUGGUUACCUGGAAUACCAUGAUUACAGGCUUCGUUCAAGCAGGACGGGGCAGAGAAGCAUUGGAGUUUUUCCACGAGAUGCAGCGGUCUGCACGUUUUGACCCGGAUAAGAUAACGUUGGCAAGCCUUAUAUCUGCUUGUUCUCGCCUGGGAGCUCUAGAUCAAGGGAAAUGGAUUCAUAAUUAUAUGCAGAAGAGGGGUGUGCCGAUGGAUGUGGUCAUAGAAACAGCAUUGGUUGAUAUGUAUGCAAAGUGUGGAUGCAUAAAAAGAUCGUUGGAGGUGUUCCGCGAGAUGAACUACAAAGAUGUCUUGGCAUGGACGGCCAUGAUCAAUGGGCUGGCAGUACAUGGUCAGGGGGAAGAAGCACUUGACGUGUUCAAGCAAAUGCUGGUCGAGGGAAAGUGUAAGCCAAAUCAAGUUACAUUCACUGGGGUUCUGUGUGCGUGCACGCAUUCUGGUUUGGUGGCUGAGGGUCGACAGUAUUUUCAAACUAUGAGAAGUAUAUACUCCAUCGAGCCACAACCUCAGCACUACGCAUGCAUGGUUGACCUUCUUGGGCGAGCGGGACUCUUUGGUGAGGCAGAAUUAUUGAUCAGUAACAUGCCUGUCGAGCCUGAUGUUUUUGUGUGGGGAGCCCUACUUGGUGGUUGUAAAAUGCACGGCAAUUUGGAGUUAGGAGAAACGGUAGCCCAACGGCUCUUGUCACUGGAACCCCUUAACCAUGCAUUCUAUGUGCAACUGUCUAACUUAUAUGCAAAGGCAAACAGAUUCGAGGAUGCAAAGAAACUAAGAACAACGAUGAAGGAUAAAGGUAUUAAAAAAAUUCCUGGUUGUAGUCUCAUUGAAGUGGACGGCCUUGUUCAUGAAUUCUCCGUGCACGUGUCACACGAUCCUUUAAUGGAGGAAAUCAAGAUUGUGCUGGAAAAGGUUACCAGGGAAUUGAAGCUAGCAGGCUAUGUGCCUGACGUUAAGGAGGUACUACUGGAGAUUGAUGAUAACGAGAAAGAGCAAUCUCUCCUUCAACAUAGUGAAAGAUUAGCUUUAGCUUUUGGAUUGAUGAAGACGGAGGCAGGAAGCCCGAUUCGCAUAAUUAAGAACCUUCGCAUAUGUAGUGAUUGCCAUGUCGCUUUUAAAUUUAUCUCAAAGAUAUUUAAGCGGGAGGUAAUAGUUAGGGAUUGCAAACGAUUUCACCACUUUGAAGGAGGCCACUGUUCGUGCAAAGAUUACUGGUAAGGUGUGCUUUGGCACAGAAGAUCUUUUGUUGCACGUUACAUCCAUCAAAUUAUGUACAAUUUGCAUUGCAGUCGUUGACUUGGUCAAACUCCAGGGACAAUGGUUGGAUCAAAUUUUGUUCAGACAAUUGCUACCAAGAACUAAAAUAGUUUACAUAGUUUCUGGGCGCUA